Messenger RNA from Trichoderma harzianum CBS 226.95, 566 nucleotides. RefSeq lists its product as hypothetical. The coding region runs from base 165 to 458 and encodes 97 amino acids. NCBI's taxonomy places the organism in Eukaryota, Fungi, Ascomycota, Sordariomycetes, Hypocreales, Hypocreaceae. The transcript has a single exon. The record is from RefSeq and is a predicted model, not a curated record.
AAGUCGAGUCAACGAGAAAAGAGCGAUUGCAUGCCCCGACAGUAUGUAGUUUCGUGCGACUAGAAGAGAAUGCAAAAAUGAGAGGCAAAGUAGAUUGAAAUGCAAGCCAAAGGAACGAGCGACUGCUGCAAAGACAACUGGGGAGGGGGGCUGGCCGAUGGACGAUGGAGACGUCCCAGAAACCAACACAACGAAAGCCGAAGCUGAAAAGAAAAAAACGUGAGAGCAAAGAGAGAAUAGAAAAAGAAGGCCAACCAGCACGAGCCGCCUGCAAUAGAACGAGGCUCUCGAAAACACUUGCUUCACACACAAGCCUCAACGAAGAGAAAAAAAAGCAAAAGUCUGGUGCAGAGGCAAAAGACGCACGAGAGAAGCAUGAAGACAAGUUGAGACACCCGCUGUUAGUCGAUCAAUUUCCUGGGUGGGCCAGCAGACGAGGACCCAGCACUGUGGACUAGCCUGUGGGUUCGGCGGGCAUGGCGGGCACAGCGGGUUAAGAGGGCCCGGAGCGCGCCACGGAGGGGUCUUCCAGGGCACUAGGGCACUAGCAGGAUGCUGGCAGCGGC